AUGGAGAACACUGGGCGAGGUGGUGACUUCGGGAUGAUCACGGCCAAUCUCGAGUCCGAGAACCCGGUUGCUAAUGUCGAUGCCACGAAUCGUGCCUCAGCGUUGAUUGCUAAAGGUAAAUUCCCUGAACCGCAACUUCUGUGCCACCUAAUCUCUGGUCUUGCUUCCAAUCUGGAGAAGCCUGACCAUGAAUCUGCCGUCAAGAGGAAUUUUUACUUAACUCUAAAGGCAAUAAGGGAGGCCAUCAUCAGCAACCACAUGAACAUGGACUCCUCAACUCGCGAUAAGGCUCUCCAUGCCAUCUGGUGUUGUUCUAUGGAUGAAGGCCUUCGUUGUCUUCAAGAUCAUGCAAGUAUGGUGAGGAUGUGGACAGUUCGGGGUCAACUGGCUGCCGUCAAAAUGAUAUGUGGCGUCUCUCGUCUCUCACCGGCAAACAUCAAUAACACAAGGCUAAACCGGAUUAGUAUGACCACGGUCGAGGUCGAUCACCCGAGGUUUGAUGACCUGGCCGUGGAUGUACUAGGGUGUUUAGCAAAUUGCAAACUUGUUUUUUCGAAAGAAGGUUCUGAACCUGGUGGCGGGCCUCCUCACCCCAACGAAUGUCUGCGAUGUGCUACGGAUCCUGAAUAUAUCCUGGAAUUCACACUAGAUCCCAAAUAUGUUGUGUUCACUGAUUGUAUUCGCUACAUCAUGGAUAUCGUGAACAACAACCCCUCGUUGCGAGCCCAACUUCUGAAAGGUCUUCUGAGGACGCUCCGCCAUGUCAAGUCACCACUGGUAUGCGCUGCUGCUGUCUGGAUCAUCUCGGUCUUCUCUGAAUCACUGGUAGAGGCCAAUGAUGCCAUUGCUGCACUUUCAUGCCUCUUUAAGGACCUAUUGGAUCCGCGUAAAAUUGAGAAACAGAUACUUGGAAGUGAAAUGGAGGAUGAAUACAUACUUCCUACUGAAUAUUAUGGUGUCACUGCGCGUGGUGCACAGGGAGAGCGCCAGCAGCCAUGGCUGGUGGAGAUGGAGGAACUGUUAUUUGUGCGCAUAGGGCUCACACGACAAGCAGAUGGGAGCUAUGACAUUGCUUCGAGUUCCAAGAGCAGUGCUAGUUCUGAAUAUGGGUGUCCUCAUAAGCCGUCAUUGGAGCUUACAGACAAUCUAGCGUUCCUUGUGCAUUCUGGAGAUGCCCUCUUGGCAGAUUUCGUGGAAAACAUGCUGUCCGAGCUUGUAGUGAAGGCCGAAAGUUGCAAUGAGAUCAUUUGA
Molecule: messenger RNA, 1251 nt
Organism: Miscanthus lutarioriparius
Lineage: Eukaryota; Viridiplantae; Streptophyta; Magnoliopsida; Poales; Poaceae
Source: the annotation of a GenBank genome assembly